Trichoplusia ni (cabbage looper) is the source of this 4221-nucleotide messenger RNA. It is a transcript of the gene Rat1, whose product is annotated as 5'-3' exoribonuclease 2 homolog. Gene Ontology annotation, biological process: nuclear-transcribed mRNA catabolic process. The record is from RefSeq and is a predicted model, not a curated record. Gene Ontology annotation, molecular function: RNA binding; 5'-3' RNA exonuclease activity. Bases 129 to 3092 code for a protein of 987 amino acids. Gene Ontology annotation, cellular component: nucleus. Lineage: Eukaryota; Metazoa; Arthropoda; Insecta; Lepidoptera; Noctuidae. The transcript has 16 exons.
AUAUUUUUCUCUCUUUCACACUUUCGAAAUGCCAUCUUGUGCGUCGAUUUGUUUGUGUUGAAUGAAUACGUAACAAAAUAUAAACGAAGUGAAGAAUCAGACCAGAUAAUAUAAAGAGAAACCUUAAGAUGGGAGUACCAGCAUUCUUCCGCUGGUUGAGUAGAAAGUACCCCAGUGUCAUAGUGGAAUGUAUUGAACAGAGGCCUACCGAUGUCGAUGGCGAGCUCGUAUACAUAGACUCAUCCCUCCCAAACCCCAAUGGGGUUGAGUUUGACAACUUAUACCUGGACAUGAACGGGAUCAUCCAUCCCUGUACACAUCCCGAGGAUAAGCCACCCCCAAAGGACGAGGAUGAGAUGAUGGUGGCUAUCUUCGAGUGCAUCGACAGGCUGUUCAGGAUUGUGAGGCCCAGGAAACUGCUGUACAUGGCUAUUGAUGGAGUUGCACCAAGAGCAAAAAUGAACCAGCAAAGGUCCCGUCGUUUCCGUGCGUCUAAGGAAACGCAGGAAAAAAUUGAUGAGAUAGCCCGCAUUCGAUCGGAGCUGCUCGCUAAGGGCGCAUACCUGCCGCCCGAGAGGCCCAAGGAGGCGCACUUCGACUCCAACUGCAUCACACCCGGGACACCCUUCAUGGACAGGCUCAGCAAGUGCCUACAUUAUUAUAUACAUGACAGAUUAAACAAUGACCCAGGCUGGAAAGGCAUCAAGGUGAUACUCUCUGAUGCUAAUGUCCCCGGUGAAGGAGAACACAAGAUUAUGGAUUAUAUCAGGAGGCAGAGAGUGCAGCCGGAGCACGACCCGAACACGCAGCACGUGUUGUGCGGCGCCGACGCCGACCUCAUCAUGCUGGGGCUGGCCACGCACGAGCCCAACUUCACCAUCAUCCGGGAGGAGUUCAAACCCAACAAGCCGAGGCCCUGUGACGUGUGCGGACAACUAGGACACGAAAUGAAGGAAUGCACGGGUAGCAACCCCGACGCGGCGCUGGUCCGCGCGGACCCCGCCUUCGGCAAUCAGGACAGCUUCAUCUUCGUGCGGCUGAGCGUCCUCCGGGAGUACCUGGAGAAGGAGCUGCAGAUGCCGGACCUGCCCUUCCCCUACGACUUCGAGAGGGCGCUCGACGACUGGGUCUUCAUGUGCUUCUUCGUGGGAAAUGACUUCUUACCUCAUCUCCCGAGCUUGGAGAUCAGAGAGGGCGCUGUGGAUCGAUUAGUCAAUUUGUAUAAGAAGUGUGUUUAUAAGACUAAGGGUUGGAUAACAGACAGCGGCGACGUGAACCUGGAGCGGGUGCAGGUGAUCAUGACGGAGCUGGGCCACAUGGAGGACGAGAUCUUCAAGCGGCGCCAUCAGAACGAGCUCAACUUCAAGCACAAGGACAAGAUGCGCAAGCGCAACCAGCAGCGCGUCAACUUCCAGAUGCUCGAGAAGACACAGUUCGCGCCCAUGCCUAUUGCAGAGGCAAUUAAACCUCUGGAAAACGUCCGCCAGGAGGCGGCUGUUCUGCGUAUUGCGGGCAUGCAGCGCGCCGCCGCUCAAGAGCAAGAUGGCGAUCGCGGUCGCAAGCGCUCAGCGACUGCGGCCGGACUCGACGACGACGACGACGACAAGCACGACGAGGUGCGGCUGUGGGAGGAGGGCUUCAAGGAGCGGUACUACGAGAGCAAGUUCGAGGUCGCCAGGGAUAACCUCGAGUUCAGGUACCGCGUGGCCCUGCAGUACGUGCGCGGGCUGUGCUGGGUCCUGCGCUACUACUACCAGGGCUGCGCCAGCUGGAAGUGGUACUUCCCCUACCACUACGCGCCCUUCGCCUCCGACUUCGUCAACAUCUGCGGACUGUCCACCAAGUUCGAGGAGGGCACGCAGCCGUUCCGGCCCCUAGAGCAGCUGAUGGGCGUGUUCCCGGCCGCCAGUUCGUCUCACGUGCCGCGGCCUUGGGCCUGUCUCAUGUCGGAUCCCUUCUCGCCUAUCAUCGACUUCUACCCGACGGACUUCAAGAUCGACCUGAACGGCAAGAAGUUCGCGUGGCAAGGCGUCGCGCUGCUGCCCUUCGUGGACGAGGCGAGACUCUUCAAGGCCCUGGAGCCUUACUAUGGGGACCUUACGGAAGCAGAGAAGCAGCGCAACAUCCGCGGCUGGGACCGGCUGUACGUGGGCCCGGGCAACAAGAGCUACGCCUACGUGUGCGGGCUGUACGCGGCGGCGGGCGCGCGCCUGGCCGCGCUCGUGGCCGAGCCCGCGCGCUACCGCUACUGCAGCGACGGCGUCAGCGGGGACGUCAUGCUCAGCAAGGACUGCGUCGUCGUCGGAGGGCAGCUACCCUCACCGGUGAUAGGCCUGCAGCCAGUCCUGGGUAACCAGGUGGUGUGCGUGCGGUUCUCGGACCCCGAGUACGACAAGGAGUUCCCCGCGCGGCGCCUGGAGGGCGCGGUGCAGCCGCCGCGGGUGCUGCGCCCCGGACAGGGGCCCGAGGACACCGGCAACAGGAACUGGCGCCCGCAGAUAGGCAUGGUCCGCUCCAACACGAUAGCGUCCAUGGAGGAGGCGGGCCGCCGCAUGCUGGGCCACCACCUGCCGCGCGCGCAGCCCUACGGGGCCGUGCCGCCGCCGCAGGGGCAGCAUCAACGCUCACAGUCGUUCGGUCCCCGACCCAGCGGGUACAUGCCAUACCAAGGGCACGGGCAAGGCGGCCGCAGCUACAGCUCGGGUAACCAGGAGCAAGGCAGCCGGUACAACCGCGACCACAGCCAGGGCUCUCGCGGCUACCAGAACAACCACGAGCAGGGCUACAGCCAGGGCAAUCAGGGCAGUCGCUCUGGUUUCGGCUACGGCAACCAAAACAGAUUCGGGAAUAACUCUGGUGGUUACAACCAGAACCGGAGUCAGAGUCAAGGAUACAGUUCACAGAGUGGAGGCUACCAGAAGUAUGGUGGUCACCAGACAAGCCAGGGCUACAGCUCCACAAACAAAUCUAGUAACCAGGGGUACAGCACGCAGGGCGGGCGGGACUCGCGCAGCCGGCACCACAGCGACCAGCCGCCCUCGGGGCAGGGCCGCCGGUACCAGGGCUCCAGCCAAGGCGGCUCGUGGCACUAACACCGCAGCCUUAAGACUUUUAGAUGUAACGUGAAAUAAAAUUUAAUAAAAAACGCUGUUUGCCACAGGCAAUAUGUGCAUAUCUAAAAUUGCGAUUCGAGCGGAUAUUUGUUGGGAAACUAUAAUUUAAUUAUGAAGUAACCAAUAUCUGUUUCCAUACUUGUAUUAUAAUUAUAAAUAACAACGUAUAAGACCUACAAAUAUAUCAUCAAUGUACACAUUUAAUUAUUAUUUCCACAUUUAUUUAUGUUUUGUAUAUUUUGUGAAAUUCGUCUUGAAAGCUAAAUAGUUAGUGAGGUAUGUUGCGUACGGCUAGAAAUUGUACCUAUUUUAGCUAGUUAUGUUUACAUGUGAUAUUUUGAGAAUUAAAAGAUUAUCGACUAUGUUUCAUAUCUGUUCAUAAAAUAUUACUGUCUUGGGGGUACUGCAGUGCCCCUGCCAAGUCCCCAACGAUUAGAUUGGACUACAGUAAGUUAUGUGUACUAAUUAAUGUGUUUUUAUUGGCAACUGUACGCGAUUAACAUUGACGACUAACCCCGAAUACUAAAAACGCUCGAUUUUAAGGCGUUUUUUAAUGUGUGUAUGUCGCUUGCUACAUUAUUUUGAGUAUGAGAGGCAAUUAAAAAAUAGUGCCACUUAAAAUUGAGCGUUAAAUAUUCGCCCAUAAGACUGGCGUUUCACAAAAACGAUGUUUGUUAUUUUGUGAAAAAGUAAUACCCAAGCAUUUUUCAUAAAAUUACAAAAUGUAUAAAUAUGAAACAGAAAUAUAAUAAAAUUAUUGAUAAGACAAGUUCAAUUAGUAGUGGUGGUAGAUACUAUAAUAAGUAUUUUUAUAUUGCCACAAUUUAAUAUAAUUUGUCGAACUUUGCAGAGAUCUCCGUAUCUAUUGACUUAUAUUUAUCCGACUUCGGAACAGGAGGUUAUUUGUGUGAAUUCGUAGAUGAUUUUGUAACUGAGUUUACAAUACUGGAAUAUAAUUUACUGUUUCCGGGAGCUCCUAUUCUAAAGCUGAAUAGGUUCCCUAUGACGGGCGCAUUAUUGCGACGAACUACCUAUGUUAGAUUAAGAAUUUUAUGUGAAUCAAUCAGUUUGGCACCCUAAACAAAAAUAAUAAAAAUCUCGACACCUC